Triticum turgidum subsp. durum (durum wheat) is the source of this 2334-nucleotide messenger RNA. The record is from the annotation of a GenBank genome assembly. NCBI's taxonomy places the organism in Eukaryota, Viridiplantae, Streptophyta, Magnoliopsida, Poales, Poaceae.
AUGAUGAUCCCGGCGAGGCACAUGCCGUCGUCGAUGAUCGGCCGGAGCAGCGGCGGCGCGCCCUACGGAUCCUCAUCAGCACUGUCGCUGGGCCAGCCAAACCUGCUGGACGGCAGCAACCAGCACCUCCUGCCGCACCACCUCCUGGAGCAGAUCCCGGCGCGCGCGGCGGAGAGCGGCGACAACAACAACGGCAGCGUCGGCGGCGGCGUGGGCAUGAUCCGCGGGCGUGACUCCAUAGACCCGCUGGGGGACGAGUUCGAGAGCCGGUCCGGCAGCGAGAACGUGGACGGCGACGCCGUGGACAACGCGGAGCAGGACCAGGACCCCAACCAGCGGCCGCGCAAGAAGCGCUACCACCGCCACACCCAGCACCAGAUCCAGGAGAUGGAAGCGUUCUUCAAGGAGUGCCCGCACCCUGACGACAAGCAGCGCAAGGAGCUGAGCCGGGAGCUCGGGCUGGAGCCGCUCCAGGUCAAGUUCUGGUUCCAGAACAAGAGGACCCAGAUGAAGAACCAGCACGAGAGGCACGAGAACUCGCAGCUGCGGGCGGACAACGACAAGCUGCGGGCCGAGAACAUGCGCUACAAGGAGGCGCUCAGCAGCGCGUCCUGCCCCAACUGCGGCGGCCCGGCGGCGCUCGGCGAGAUGUCGUUCGACGAGCACCACCUCCGCGUCGAGAACGCGCGCCUGCGCGACGAGAUCGACCGCAUCUCCGCCAUCGCCGCCAAGUACGUCGGCAAGCCCAUGGUGCCCUUCCCGGUGCUCUCCAGCCCGCUGGCCGCCGCCCCGGGGGCCUCCGCCUACGACGUCUUCGCCGGGGCCGCCUCCGUGCUGCAGGCGCCGCCCGACGACAAGCAGCAGGGCGUCGUGGUCGAGCUGGCUGUGGCUGCCAUGGAGGAGCUGCUCCGCAUGGCGCGCCUCGACGACCCGCUCUGGGCCACCACCGUGGACCAGGCGCUGGCGCUGGACGAGGAGGAGUAUGCAAGGAUGUUCAUCGACCCGCGCGGCGGCCUUGGGCCGAAGCAGUAUGGCCUCGUCUCCGAGGCCUCCCGCGACGCCGCCGUCGUCAUCAUGACCCCCGCCAGCCUCGUCGAGAUCCUCAUGGACGUCAACCAGUACGCGGCGGUGUUCUCGAGCAUCGUGUCGAGGGCGGCGACCCUGGAGGUGCUGUCCACCGGCGUGGCUGGGUGCUACGACGGCGCGCUGCAGGUCAUGUCGGUGGAGUUCCAGGUGCCGUCGCCGCUGGUGCCGACGAGGGAGAGCUACUUCGUGCGCUACUGCAAGCGCAAUGCUGAUGGGGCCUGGGCCGUCGUGGACGUGUCGCUGGACGGCCUACAGGGGGUCAAGUGCCGGCGCAGGCCCUCCGGCUGCCUCAUCCAGGAGGCUCCCAACGGCUACUCCAAGGUGACUUGGGUGGAGCACGUGGAGGUGGACGACAGGUCCGUGCACAACAUCUACAAGCCGCUGGUCGGCUCCGGCCUCGCCUUCGGCGCCCGCCGGUGGGUUGGCGUCCUCGGCCGCCAGUGCGAGCGCCUCGCCAGCGCCAUGGCCAGCAACAUCCCCACCAGCGACAUCGGAGUGAUCACUAGCUCGGAGGGGAGGAAGAGCAUGCUGAAGCUAGCGGAGAGGAUGGUGGCGAGCUUCUGUGGUGGCGUGACAGCCUCCGUUGCGCACCAGUGGACCACUCUGUCGGGGAGCGGCGCCGAGGACGUCAGGGUCAUGACCAGGAAGAGCGUCGACGACCCCGGGAGGCCGCCCGGCAUCGUCCUCAACGCCGCCACCUCCUUCUGGCUCCCUGUCCCACCCAAGCGCGUCUUCGACUUCCUCCGCGAUGAGACCUCUCGCAGCGAGUGGGACAUCCUCUCCAAUGGCGGCAUCGUCCAAGAAAUGGCUCACAUCGCCAAUGGACGCGACCAUGGCAACUGCGUCUCACUCCUCCGUGUCAAUAGCACCAACUCAAACCAAAGCAACAUGCUGAUCCUGCAAGAGAGCUGCACGGACGCGUCGGGCUCCUACGUCAUCUACGCGCCGGUGGAUGUGGUGGCCAUGAACGUGGUGCUCAAUGGCGGCGACACAGACUACGUCGCACUCCUGCCAUCAGGCUUCGCCAUCCUGCCCGACGGUCCUGCAGGGACAAUGCACGCCGCGGCAGGGGCAACCGGCACCGGUGGGUCGCUCCUGACGGUGGCGUUCCAGAUCCUGGUCGACUCCGUCCCCACUGCCAAGCUCUCCCUAGGGUCGGUGGCCACCGUCAACAGCCUCAUCGCCUGCACCGUGGAGCGCAUCAAGACCGCCGUCAUCUCCAAUGGCGGCGCCUCACCCCCGCAGUAG